Periconia digitata is the source of this 1254-nucleotide messenger RNA. NCBI's taxonomy places the organism in Eukaryota, Fungi, Ascomycota, Dothideomycetes, Pleosporales, Periconiaceae. The record is from the annotation of a GenBank genome assembly.
CGCUCGGCUUGCACAUAUGCAACCCCAAGCCUUUGUGGUCUUCGCACAACUUUUCACAACUUUGGAAAAUCGCUGUUGUGUGUUUUCACGGGAACCCACAGGUGAUCUGUUCCGCUUGUGUGCAUUGUCGCAUUGAUGUCUUAGCGCUAUGUUAGCCGUGAGACGGGUGACGAUCGGUUGCAGUGUUGCACGCAAUGUUGUUGUGGUGCGAUAGCGUGUUCGUCGACGAAUGGAGUAUUGUGUAGAAGGCCGUGCCGUUCUCACGGCGAUGACAUGAUUGGCUUUCGGUGCGGAUCAACUAUCCGCCAGGGUACGGCAUAUCUUCGCACGGACUACCAUACCAUGACUGACUACAUGCCGUGUCCCUUGAACCCCUGCCUGUCAAAACUCUGCAUAUCGCACGCUGCAGCUACAUGCCACAACCUAAGGCUGGCUAAGCAGUGGUAACACUGGCUGGAGACAGCAUUUUGUUGCGACAUCUCAACAAUGAGCACUGAUUCCAAUGACUAUAUGAAGCUGCUGUCGUUGCACUGCUCUUUGAUUCCGCGCUGCAUCCCAUAACCUACAGCUCGGAAGAACAACUGCUCUUCCCUGAUUGAUUUGAGCCAGUCAGUCGCGUCACCAGAAGUCAACAUCGUUACGCUAAAAGAUAUACAUAGUACCACCAUGGCACGGUUACCCCUGCCUGAUUCCACCUCUGGAUCAAUGGCGACAACAGCGCCAGCGGCCCGUAAUUUGAACGGUGACGGGCAAGUGACGGGCACCAGUGAAGCGCCCGCAUCUCCCAGGCUACUCAAAUUUGAUGGGAAACGGCCGGUGCCAACUGAAGAGCGCAUACGCACCAAACCAUUCGAUCGAAACCGGCCAUUGGGCGGCGGUGCUGAGAGGGAUAUCUUUCGCUGUUUCAAAAUCUUUCCCGCAGAAGAGAAGGCAUUCCUGACAUUCUGGGCAAGCAAACGUUCCACCAACGGCUUUCUCUCAUACAACGAAGACGGUCACCUUACCUUCCACAUCAGCGCAACUCAAGUUCCGGACCUAGUGUAUUUAGGCAUCUGUCGAUUAGGCACACUAGAGCACAAUGCCCAGUGGGUACAAGUGUGCGACCGAGAUGGGUACUCCUGGUUGACUCAACUCGACUACCAGAACUGUGCAAGUUUGCCUGCGCAUAUGUACGAUACUACCGGCCGACCUCUUGCUGCAGACACCACUGGGACCGCGCGCAUUGAAUCCUCCAGGCAUACUGAUUUCGAUUGA